GGGGCGGUCUGGCGGGGUGAAGGGAGUGCGCGCGCGCGCUCUGCCGGCCCCGGUCCCUCCCAGCUACUGCGGCUCGCCCACGGCCACGUUGCCUCCGGAGAGGUCUGUGGGAUUCUGAGGACCGGGGUCGGAACUGCUGCCCGCCGCGCUCGGCCCGGGACGGAUGAUUUGGGAAAGGCCCCCUCAGAUGACAGCGGGCUUGUGAGCUCCCGGGGCCGGGUCUGGACGUGCGGGGUCCCCCAGACCUCAAGAGGGGCAUUUCAGGAAGUUCGGAGGAGGAGUCAGGUGUAAGGUUGGGGUUAAAAAGCAGCAAGGCAAAGAAUGCCUUCCAAGAGCACGUGGAACGACCGUGCGCCCGGAUCGCGACGGGCCCAGGGGGAAUAAAAGGCAAACGACUUGAUGAUAGGUCCAUGGAGACAAGUCGCACUGAAACACAGUGAGGACCCAGAACCGAGAGUGCGGGAACUGGGGGGCACGGCAGGCAGCCUGACCCGUGUGCGCCUGGAAACCGAGCUGCAGAGAGAGAACGGUUGGGGCCGCUGUGGCUAAGAAUUUUCCAAAAAUAAUAAAAGAUGGCGUGUGAGGCAGAGUGCCAGCCCCUGGGUGUGUUUGAGUGCCAGCUCUGCUCCCUGUCAGCUCCGUACAGCUACGUGGGGCAGAAGCCCCCCAACACCCAGUCUAUCAUCCUCUUGGAGGAGAGCUUCGUCACCAAGGACCCCUUCACCCCGGACAAGGACAGAUUCCUGAUCCUCGGCUCCAAGUGCAGCAUCUGUGGCCGGCUGGUGUGCGUGGGCCCGGAAUGCAGCCUGUUCUACUCCAAGAGAUUCUGCCUCCCUUGUGUCCAGCAGAACAUCCACGCCUUCCCUCAGGAAAUUCGGCACGACUUGGAGAAAAGGAAAGUUCCAUCGAAGAGGCCGGCCAGCCAGCCCAGCGCUCAGACCUGAGCGUGGCCUUGGUGUCCUGGGUCGGUGCCUGCUGAGCUGGGAGCGCAUUGUGUGCUGGCCCUGAUUGCUGGCCGGCUGGAGCCGCAGGGCGUGGGGUCCCGCCUGCAGCAGCAGCAGGGCCGGGCUGCAGGGCUCAGAGCUGUGGUCACUCGGGGCAGGAGCCCAGGGGAGCAGAGGCCAGGCCUGCAGGGCCCCUCGCUCCUGCCAGGGCGCCGCCCUCCCUGCAGGGUCUCCUUGGGCUCUCCCUGCUUGCACAUGGUGGCACCCGGAGCCCCGCGUGCCCUCCCUGCAAUGGGCCAGAUCCAGGAGUUGCCUGCGAGUGCCAGGCAGCUGCUGGGCGCGAAGGCCCGCGGUCCCGGAGUCGUCCCAGCCUGAGGAGGCCCCAGAGUCACCCCGGCACUCGGGAGGUUUCCUGUUGGUGCUUCCAGCCCCUUCUGUUCCCUUCUGCUCGGUUCCGCUCCAGGCCCAGCUCUGCGCCCAGAUGGGACCACCGUCGCCCAUCCUUCCGCCUCAUUCCAUGGCCUGCUGGCAGCCGUGUGCCCAGCCCCAGGGCUCCGGUCUUCGUGGCCCCCGCCGCCUCUGCCACGGAUCCACCUCACCGGGCAGAGUGUGAGAAGCGGCCGGGGGAAGGAAUAAAGAGCUGCCGCUGACGCUGACCAACCCUGUGCUGACCAACCGUGUGCCGCGCCGUGACCUCAGCCGCCCUUUUCACAGCUGCCUGCGUCACUUUACACAAACGCAUGUCCUACUCCGCAGCCACACGCUGCCCAACACGCUCUGUUCUCGGACAAAAAGGGGCUGUGCCCCAGUGACCCCAAAGUUGCCGCUGAGGGCAGACAGUGCUGCGUUUGGAGCGGGGGGCUUCACAGGCAACAGCUACCUCACAGCAUCACUCCAGCUCACCCAACCAGUUUUAAAAAUAGUUUAUUUUUGAAAACCAUUAAGGCAAAACGGUACCCUGAAAUUAACUCUUUACAUUCAUCAGUCUUACAGUAGGACAUUCCAAAUACAUAAGUUCCCGUAAAUUCAGGAUAUAAAUCAGUAUGUAUGAUCAGUUCAAUUUCCUAAUGGGAAAAUGAGUAAGACCCAAGAUUUUAAGAAUUAGUUAUCUGAGAACCAUUUUUAAUGCUGGAACCAAGACUGGUCAGCGUGACUGGGAAGUGCCAGGUGCCAGUGGCCGUUCUCCGCACGCCCAUCCCGGGCCCAGACGCCGAGCCUGCCGGGAAAUUGGUGCUCCGGAGCGCCUCCUGCCGAGUAUAAGCCCGAGGGGCCUGUCACCGACUCGCUUGGAGAGUGUAAGGCACGGGGAAUGGGGACGAGAGCACACCCGGGAGAGCAAGCCCCGGCCUCGCUUCGGGAGCCCGUUGUGUUCUGACGUGGGUCCCAGGGGCAGCACAGACCCUCAGCGGCCGCGAGCGCUGCUCAGAUCUGGAAGACUGCGCGCUGGUGGGAGACUCGGGGCCUGUGGUUUCCGUCUCUGCUUCGGGGUGGGCCGCCCUGACGCUGCCAGAAGAUCAGCCUGCGCAGAUGCUCCGUCAGGAGCGUCCGGAAGGCGGAGUCCUUUGGCACUGACCCGCGGGCACUCGUCCCCCGCAGGGCAGAGGGCGGCCACUGGUGGAGGUGAUGCAGACCAACCCACCGUGCCGCUCACGCACACAAAUAAAUUCCAGGAGACGUGAAAA
Molecule: messenger RNA, 2626 nt
Organism: Artibeus jamaicensis (Jamaican fruit-eating bat)
Lineage: Eukaryota; Metazoa; Chordata; Mammalia; Chiroptera; Phyllostomidae
Gene: CDPF1
Product: cysteine rich DPF motif domain containing 1
Exons: 4
Coding region: 573-944 (123 amino acids)
Source: RefSeq, a predicted model, not a curated record